Molecule: messenger RNA, 3142 nt
Organism: Oreochromis aureus
Lineage: Eukaryota; Metazoa; Chordata; Actinopteri; Cichliformes; Cichlidae
Product: zinc finger protein Aiolos-like
Exons: 8
Coding region: 383-1984 (533 amino acids)
Biological process (GO): regulation of transcription by RNA polymerase II
Molecular function (GO): RNA polymerase II cis-regulatory region sequence-specific DNA binding; DNA-binding transcription factor activity
Source: RefSeq, a predicted model, not a curated record
GUUUCGCUCAUAAAUGUUGUCGGCUGUGUGUGUUUAGGUUCAGAGAAGAAAUGUUUGUAGAUUAAAACAUCAUCAGAGUUUUUCUGAGUCUCGCCGUCGGUGCUGCUCUGCUGGAUUCACACGCUCUGGUCUUUGUUGCUCCACCUUGCUGAAAAUGGGUUCCUGUUCCUUUAAGGAAUUCACGGCUGUGACGUUGCUUAUAUUCCAUAUUCAGAGAAAGUCCAGCGGCGGAGUGUGGAAUCUCCUCCUGUGAGUGCAGUUCUCCUCUGUGGUGCUGAGCAAGAAGCAGACCUGGUUUUAAAGCGCCAAAGGGAAGAAUCUGGUUAGACUCUCAUUAACCGAAUACUGUAAAUCCCCCCCUCACAGAACGUUUUCCUUCAUCAUGAGCACAGAAAAGCAUCCUGAAUUCACAUCCUCAGAGGCAGACGGGAUGGAUGUUGCAGAUGUGAAGUCGCAGGAGGAGGAAGAAGAGAAGGAGGAUAACUCAUUUAGUGAAAAUGGAAUUCAGUCCGCUGAAGGUGUCGCAGAUCCACGUGUGAUAAAGACCGAGGCUGAGGAGACGGAAGAUAACGAGCAGCUUCUCAAGGCUGAAAAAGACCAAGAGAUUGUCCCUAAAGAGGAAGCAGAGGGAGGCAGUGAGGACGGGAUGGAGGAAGGUUUUGAUGAGGAGAGGACAGAGGAAGAGAAUGAUGAGGAGAGGGACAUGGAAGGGGACGAAGAGGGAGAUGGCCUGAGUGAGCCGCAGGACCUGUCGCUGGUGGACUACUCGCGUUACGACAGCACGGCCCUCCCCGACACCAGCGCAGCGGCGUCUGCCGCCAACGCGGAAGGCGCUUACGCACCUGGAGCCGGGCCGCCUCGCAUCCAGCCAACAGGCAAGCUCAGCUGUGACAUCUGCGGCUUGUCCUGCAUCAGCAUUAACGUACUGCUGGUGCACAAGCGCAGCCACACGGGCGAGAGGCCAUUCCACUGCACUCAGUGUGGGGCCUCCUUCACCCAGAAGGGAAACCUGCUUCGCCACAUCAAACUGCACUCCGGGGAGAAGCCUUUCAAAUGCCCGAUGUGCAGCUACGCCUGCCGGCGACGUGACGCUCUGAGCGGGCACCUGCGCACCCACUCUGUAGAGAAGCCCUUCAAGUGCAACCAUUGCAGUCGCAGCUACAAGCAGCGCAGCUCGCUGGAGGAGCACCGAGAGAGGUGCCAUGUGUACAUUCAGAGCAAAGGUCCCGCCGACAGAGAGGACAGCCACACAUCCAGGACUCAGAUGGGUACUGAGCGUGCGCUGCUGCUCGACAGGCUCGCCAGCAACGUAGCCAAGCGGAAGAGUUCAAUGCCACAGAAGUUUACAGGCGACAACGGCGUGUGCCUGGACCUGAGCUUUAACAGGGAUCUGGUCCACCGAACUGAUGUCAAGGAUCCUCCGUCGGGCUCCCCGGGGCCAGACGGGCAUCACCAGCAACAACCGAUCCACCCAGGCCCCGAUGGUGACCAACCGCCUUCCCACAGGCCCUACCCCAUCCCGUUAGCCCGCGGCGACAUCAACCCCAUGGGCCUCACCAACGGCCACAAGAUGGCCAUGCCGCUCCUGGGAAUCCCUCACGCCUCCCAGCCUCCCCUUGGCAUGGACUCUUACCACAACGACAACGCCCAGAUAUCCCAGCCUGUCAUGUACAGCUUAGGCCACCUGCUUGGGGGGCUGAAUUCCCAAAACGGCAUGCCUCACCCGCACACCCAGCCCAUCCCCCUGUCGCCUCUGGAGGCUUUGCGAGUGAUGCGAGCUGACGGGGAGCCCGUGCCCGGGGCCGUGUACCCCUGUGGCCACUGCAGGGUGAUCUUCCUGGACUACGUCAUGUUCACCAUCCACAUGGGGUGCCACGGCUUCCGCGAUCCGCUCGAGUGUAACGUGUGUGGCCACCGCAGUCGGGACCGUUACGAGUUUUCUUCCCACAUAGCCCGUGGCGAGCACCGCCUAGAGUUGAAGUAGAUUUCAGGCACAACACCAGCUCUGCAUGAGAAAAACAGAGCAGAUUAACUCAUAUAAGUAGUGUCAGAAAUGAAUUCAUAAAGUAGCUAUCACUCUCUGCCUUGUGUGUGUGUGUGUGUGUGUGUGUGUGUGUGUGUGUGUGUGUGUGUGUGUGUGUGUGUGUGUGUGUGUGUGUGUGUGUAUGCGUUUGAGUGUGUGUGUCUCUGUGGGUGUGUGUGUGUUAGAGAGGGAGACGUUAUACGAGUGUAACGGGUUUCAGGGUGUUUUUAGUCAUACUGUAGUCAUCUGAAAAGAUGGCCUGUAAAAUGUUAAUGCAGGAGCACUUCUACCUCCUUUUUCAUGCAUAUAUUUGUACUUAAUGGUCCCUGCUGUAGCCGCUGUUUAUAUCCUAAUCCUCAGUUCCAUAUGUUGAUUCAAAUGUUCAAAAAAUAUGAGCACUUAUUACAUUUAUUGUGUAAAUGCUUUUGUUUUUUAUCAGUGUAAAGAUGUAAGUAAUAAAAGACAGCUCUUCCUUCGUCACACACAAGCUGCACCACGCCGAAAGACUUUUAGCUUCUCUGACAAACACUUGGCAAUUCAAGAGUGCAGAAAAAAAAUCCUAUUAUCUAGAAGGUCACAUGUCUCUUUUUUUUCUCAGCUGUGGUUUUCUGAGUGUAGUUCACGGCUUCAAAGGACACAUCACUCUGCUUCUCACUCCAGAUAUUGUACUCAUUUAGCGCUCCCCACAAGUUGCUUCACAGUUUUUCACAAGACUUUUAGUCACACAAAACACACAGUGUUCAAUUACAUUUCUCACUUCUGUUUGAUUUAUACAGCACCGGUUCCCUUCCCUUCACACUGUGCAGAAAAGGCCGUACAGUGACAUAGAGGUUCCAUCAUUACAUUUAACCCUUGGAAGUACAAAACUGCACUACAUCUAUGGAGGACAGAGAUAAAGGAGAUAGAAAAAGGAGAUAGAAAAAUUCAGUAUAAAGUCAAGCUGAAGGCCUCAAAAUGUGUGUGGCAGCAGAUGAAAUCUUCUAGGUUCCAUUAAAUCAGGAGGAAAAAAGAGGCUGAUCACUUUUUUUCCAUGCAGUACGUGUUGACAUAUUCUGAAAAUGAUGAAAUGUAUGGAUGGCUGAAGCUGCCAAAGUUAAAAUAAAUAAAUAUGUAAGUAAA